Messenger RNA from Parathielavia appendiculata, 840 nucleotides. RefSeq lists its product as uncharacterized. NCBI's taxonomy places the organism in Eukaryota, Fungi, Ascomycota, Sordariomycetes, Sordariales, Chaetomiaceae. Bases 124 to 627 code for a protein of 167 amino acids. The record is from RefSeq and is a predicted model, not a curated record. The transcript has a single exon.
GCGGAGGGGGCAGUGCCGUCCCACGCGCCACAGUACGCCAACGUAUGUACUUGUACAAGUACGAGGUGAGGUGGCGUGGACUCGGUCAGAAUCGAUUUGUAGCCUUUGAAAUGGAAAGAUCGAAUGGGAACUGGCUUCUCAGUUGCAGUGGCUCUCGUUGCCGAAGCGAACCGUUGCGCAUUGAGGCGCACGGUGCACGGUCUGCGCUUGAGGUUAGGUGGGGCGGUCCCUGCGGUGCGCCGGCCCUGUUUAGAAUCGUCCCAAGGACACUGGAGCGUUGGAGUAUUCCAACUAAGAUUAAUAAAAUUCUCGGAAAAUGGGACCCCCGGUCUCAAAUCACUCUGUUUUGAAGUUCUAUGGAAGACCUCGGGAACAAACAUGGGGUUCGGAGGUGGUUGGGGGUUGGCGGUUGAAUGCUGGUUUGAGAUGACCCGCUCACCCGUCCUGCGUCAUACCCGCUGCCUUGGCGCGCUAAAGUCAGUGGGCGCUUCCCCAUCCGGUAAGUGCCUUCGCGGCCUCGCGGGGCCAACCAGGGGGCAUCCAAUCGGACGGUUGGCGUCACAGCUACGGACGUACCGAGUCCUCAGAGUUUCGUCAGCCACACAGAGACGGGAGCGUCAACCUUAGUUGGCGAGGUUGGUCAUGUUGCCACAGGCACAUCUGGCCUUUUGAUUGCGCGGCUUCGCUUUCGAGCUCUUCAUGAAAAAUCCAAGGGAACUCAACAAGCUAGCGAAUCCGAGUACACAUCAAAUCUCAUUGAGCACACUGUUAUAUAAAGAGUUCCGAGUUCAGCGGCCGAAUCUGCCAUGUAAACCCAUGAUCUUGGACUGUUCGAAGAGG